Benincasa hispida (wax gourd) is the source of this 771-nucleotide messenger RNA. RefSeq names its product transcription factor bHLH101-like. Gene Ontology annotation, molecular function: DNA-binding transcription factor activity, RNA polymerase II-specific; RNA polymerase II transcription regulatory region sequence-specific DNA binding; protein dimerization activity. Gene Ontology annotation, biological process: regulation of transcription by RNA polymerase II. The record is from RefSeq and is a predicted model, not a curated record. Lineage: Eukaryota; Viridiplantae; Streptophyta; Magnoliopsida; Cucurbitales; Cucurbitaceae. Gene Ontology annotation, cellular component: RNA polymerase II transcription regulator complex.
AUGUUAGCCACAAUCCCUUCAUCGUUUACAACUCACGGUGGGUGGCUUUCAGAGAAUGCUCUGAUCAGCAACCAGUGGACAGACGGCGGCAGUGGUGACGGAUUGGAGCCAUUUAUUCAGUUCUCGUCACCGCAGUCAUCUCAACAUGUUAAGCUAGAAGCCUGUUCUCCCCCAUCAGCCGGCGAUGGUGGUCAUCGUGGCGGUGGAUGUACUGGUAAUGUCAACCACGAUCUCACUGCCAUUGCUAAGAAACUUAAACACAAUGCUAGCGAGCGUGACCGUCGAAGGAAGAUCAACUCUCUCUAUUACUCUCUCCGUUGUUUGCUUCCUGCUACAAAUCCAAUGAAAAGAAUGAGUAAUCCAAGCACAAUAUCAAAGGCAUUGAAGUACAUUCCAGAGCUUCAACAGCAAGUGGAGGGGUUAAGGAGAAGGAAGCAAGGCCUUGUCACAAAGGUUAAUUCCACUACUCUUGAAGAAAAGCAAAAAAGGAAAAACAAUAAGGUACCAUGGAUGAGUUCAUUGUGUGCUUUGAAUUUGCUAAGUGAAACUGAAGCACUUCUUCAAAUAGCCUCAAAAGAAACCCUCAAACAACUUCCAUUUUCACAAAUUCUCCUCUCUCUAGAGGAGGAUGGGCUUCUUCUCUUGACUGCAUCUUCCUUUCAAUCUUUUGAUGGGAGGUUCUUCUUCACCUUGCUCCUUCAGGUGAACGCUAAUACUUCUUCAAGAGUGCUACAAGAGAUAUUGAAUAAAGAGCUCAAGAGAGAAAAAUGA